CGCUUGUUUUCUUCCAUUCACACAACAUUUUCCAAAAUGGCCAAGCUCCUCCUCAGCCUCGCCGCUCUCUUCUUCCUCUUCGCCUUCUCCCGCGCUCACACCUCCUCCGAUCUACCCGCCAACGAAAUCAAAGCCCGCGAUCCAGCCGACGUCAAGUUACCCGAAUCCAAUCCCAAGCGCAAAACCCCCACCACCACCACCAUCCUCUUGCCUAGCGAGAAACCCGACACCGAGUCCGCAACCGGCGCCACCAUCUUACCAAAGGAAGAGUCGACCAUCGAGACCGUCCCGUUGACCGUCUUCAGCUUCCGCCCCGUCAACCGCCAUUUCCCCAGGCGCCCCUUCCCGUUGUCUUUCCGUCACGGCCGCCCAUGCGGCCACGGCCGCCGCCCCUGGACCCCGCGCUUUCACGGAGGCGAGCGCGAACAUCGCGAGGGCGAGUCUGUUUCGUACGGCAACGAUAUGAUCAUGGCGUCCGGGGACAACAUGGGAUUCGAUCCGGCGUUUCGCGGUGGAGAGCGACAGAUCCCCGCUAGGUGGGUCAAUUUCCGCCACGGUGGGCCUAGGUUCCCGUUCAGGCAUGAGGAAGAAAUGGAAUUGGAGAGGCCGCAUCACCACCACCGCCACCACCAUGACCACGACCAAGACCGCCGCGAAGGAUUCGAAGGAAUGGAGAAGCCGUUUAGAGAGCACAAGCAUGAGCAUGAGGGCGGUUUGAUGAGGAAGUUCCGCAAGUUCUUGAGCCACUUUUGAGCUUUGAAACCAUUGAUUGAUCCCACAUAUCAAUCUAAUCUAUCUUUUUAUGCUUACUUCUAGUUUAUGUAAAGAACUUUGCAUCCAUGAGAGAUGUUGAAUCGUGUUUAUGUUCGUAAACUCAUAAUCGUAUGUAUGUAUGUAUGUAUGUAUUUGUUUGUGUUUGUGUUUGUAUUUGUAUUGAGUAUGAGUAGAUUGUGUUUAUGUAUUUGUACUUGAUGAAUUUGAAUUUUGUUUGAGAUUA
This is a messenger RNA of Malus domestica (apple), 997 nucleotides long. RefSeq lists its product as uncharacterized. The record is from RefSeq and is a predicted model, not a curated record. NCBI's taxonomy places the organism in Eukaryota, Viridiplantae, Streptophyta, Magnoliopsida, Rosales, Rosaceae.